Selaginella moellendorffii is the source of this 2857-nucleotide messenger RNA. RefSeq lists its product as uncharacterized. The record is from RefSeq and is a predicted model, not a curated record. The transcript has 3 exons. NCBI's taxonomy places the organism in Eukaryota, Viridiplantae, Streptophyta, Lycopodiopsida, Selaginellales, Selaginellaceae. Bases 52 to 2772 code for a protein of 906 amino acids.
GCAAGCUCCUGUAAGUUCCCCCUUUUAGUGAGAAGAAGGGAGAUAUGAGCCAUGGCUGGAGCAAACUUUAGCGCCGGGAGAGAGCAUACCAUCGACAGCUGCUUGCUGGCCGCGGAGUUUCAAGGUAAAGCUCGCAAGCCGGUUGCUGCCAGGAGCUUCAAAGUCACCGCCGGAUUGACAUGCCUCCAGUUCGUGUUCGCGGCGUAUGCCACAUUCCUGCUCUACUUUAUGAUCCCCUCGGCCAUGGACUUGCCGCGGAGUGCAUGGAGCUCGAAGCUCACCAAGAAAUUCUUCCCGGAGCAGCAGCUCGGCGGCGGCAAAGAGGAUUUGAAGAAGAGCCUGUGCGUUUACGAGGAGAUCAGCUUCGCGCAGAAAGUAUCAAACGAUACCAACCUGGUCCGGAUCAAGACGCAGCUCUACGAGGAGAUUGUCGCCUUCCAAAACUCCACCCGGGGAUGCGAGACACUGUCCGAGCUCAUGAUCUUGCCGUCGUCAUCGUCGCGGACCAGGCCCAAGGUCACUGUCAUCCUUAACCACUUCAAGCGGAGAACACUGUGCUCGCAACUGGAUUCGCUGCUCCGCCAGACGCUGCCUUUCCACAGCUUGUGGGUGCUUGCGUUUGGAAGCCCAAACGAGAGCCACCUGAGGAGCACUGUCGAGGCCUACAACGAUUCCCGGAUCCACUUCAUGACCUCCACGUACGACUUCAAGUACUUCGGAAGGUUUCAGCUGGCUUUGCAAGCGGAAGGCGCCAACUUUGUGUAUAUCUUGGACGAUGAUAUGAUCCCCGGUAAGAAAGUCCUGGAGAUUUUCUCGUACGUAGCAGGCACGGCCCGGUACCACAAUUCACUUCUCGGAAGCAUCGGACGUAUCCUUCCCUUCAGGCAAAAGGACUUCAGCUUCCCGAGCUACCGGAAACCCGGGUCCAAGGAAGCCGGACUCUAUAUCCCCGACCCCGCCUAUAGAAUCAUUGUUGACCGAAUACUGCAGGUUGAUUUCCUGUCAAGCUCCUGGUUCCUUCCAGCGAACAUCGUCAAAGCCCUCUUUCUCGAGUCCCCACUGACUUUCAGCACCGGAGAAGAUCUUCAUUUAAGUUACCAGCUGCAAAAGUACCUUGGAGUCCAUUCUUACGUGGUUCCAAUCGAUCCGGACGACCGAGAUACUUGGGGUGAUAGCGAGCACCGCCUGGCUUACGUCUCCGAGACCACCGUCAUCCACAAGGAUAUAGUCCAGCUCCGUGAUCGCCAGUGGUGGAGCGCACUGUCCCGCGGCUACGUGACACAGUGGGCCGCGAUGUUUCCACAGCAGUGUGACGUUUUCUUCUAUGCGCAUUCCCUGGGAGAGAUCCUGGACCUGGCUCCACUUAUUCUGCGCUUCCGGAGCAUCCCUGGAAAGAAGGCCUACGUCGUAGUGUCGGGAGGACCUUACUGUCCCUGCGAAGAAGCGGCUCUCAUGCUCGGGUGGUCGUCAAACAGUUGCCACGACCGCCGGUUCAAGAUGUUCGACUUGGACAUCAGUUUCGUCUCGUCUGGAAAUUCCAACACGCAGGUCUUUCAUGAGGUCCUCGCAGCCAUGAAAGGCUUGAUAAAAAUUCACUCACCGGCGAUUAUUAUCAGUGUCGCAGACUUGCUACCCGACGUCCGUGAUGCCAUAACUUUGGCUGCUUUCCAAGCAAACACCACCGUCUUACAGCUUCCCCGACGCGCCAUCGAACAUGCACUGUGGAUAGCCGACGUGAAAACAUCCGCUCUUCAACAAUGGAACACGAUGAGAAUCUCGAUAAGCAUCAUCACGCAAAACAGACCGCGCUCGCUGAAGCGUCUGCUGGGAGCACUCGCCAGUGCAUACUACGUCGGCGACGAGAUCCAUCUAACUUUCAGCAUUGACAGUGCGGUCGACGCGGAAACGCUGAAGAUCGUCCACAGCUUCGAGUGGCCGCACGGCGAAGUCACCAUCCGCCGCAGGAUAAUCCAAGGCGGACUCAUACGGGCCGUGAGCGAAAGCUGGUAUCCGGCCUCGGACGAUGACUUCGGCCUCCUGCUCGAGGAUGACAUCGAAGUCUCGCCAUUCUACUUCAUGUGGCUCAAGUACGCAGUCCUCGUCUACCACUACAGCCCCGCAGAGGUGGCCGAGCUCAACUCCAUCUCCCUGUACACACCGAGAGUUGUGGAAGUCGUGAAGGAGCGACCACGCUGGAAUGCCACUGACUUCUUCAAGGCGAUCCAUCCCAACACACCAUACUUGCAUCAGCUCCCCUGCAGCUGGGGCGCUCUCUUCUUCCCACGGCACUGGCGAGAGUUCUACCACUACAUGGGGACCCGGUACACGGCAGAUGCGAAGCAAAAUCCCGUGCAGAUCCCACGCUCGCGGACAAACGGGUGGCAAGCCUCCUGGAAGAAGUUCCUCAUUGAUAUGAUGUACCUGCGAGGAUAUGUGACCCUGUAUCCCAACUUUCCCAACCAGACCAGCUUCUCCACGAACCAUAUGGAGCCCGGCGCGCACAUCAACUCGUCGGACAACGUUGUGGAGCACAAGAGGAGCGACUUUGAGGUGCCACUGAUGACGGACGAUUUCUGGAAGCUGCUGCCUCUGCAAAGACUACCGUCGGCUUCCAAGCUCCCUGUCAUCAACCUCUUCAACCAGGUAGCGUCGCUGAAGGGGCUGAAAGCUGCCGGAGCGAGCCUGAGGCAAGAUGUGCUGCCGUGUAACAUCACUGAGACUGUCGUGGUGGACUUCGUCACGGGUGAGCCUGACAAGUGCGUUGCGUUUUAGUUCGAAAGCCAGUAAGCUGAUCAUCAGAAAAGCUGAUUUUUUCUUCUAUGUUCUUCCGAAAUUUAUACACCUCUUGACACCGUUA